Molecule: messenger RNA, 1286 nt
Organism: Benincasa hispida (wax gourd)
Lineage: Eukaryota; Viridiplantae; Streptophyta; Magnoliopsida; Cucurbitales; Cucurbitaceae
Product: cyclin-dependent kinase inhibitor 3-like
Biological process (GO): negative regulation of cyclin-dependent protein serine/threonine kinase activity
Cellular component (GO): nucleus
Molecular function (GO): cyclin-dependent protein serine/threonine kinase inhibitor activity
Source: RefSeq, a predicted model, not a curated record
CUUCUUCCUCUUCCUCUUCUUUUGAUUUCCCUCUUCUUUUUCCUCUUUACAAAAUUUCCCAUUCCUCUUCUUCGCUCUCUCUCAUUUCUGAAUCCUCAAACCUCAGAUUCCUUCAACAGAGUCAAUGGGGAAGUACAUGAACAAAUCCAAGGUCACCGGCGACGUCGCACUCAUGGAGGUUUUUUCACAUCCCACCACCACUGUCCGGACCAGAGCCGCUUCCAAAUCCCUCGCCUUGCAGAAUCUCCAGAAAUCGUCUCUUCCAGACGCUACUCCUGACCUCUCUUUCUCCUAUCUACAGCUCCGAACUCGCCGCCUCGAUAAAACCGAGAGGUCUAUUGGGGCUUCUACCAAACACGCCUCAAAACCUAAGAAAUCUGCUCGGAAUUCCAGUUCCGCUACGAAAGCUACCUCCAAUUUGGACGCUGAGAGCCAGAGUUUUGCUUUUGAAGCUCAGACUGAAGAUUUGGAAUUCGAACUCUCCAGAAGGCACACAAAUGAAAGCACAGCAGGCAGCAGAAACCCCUGUUCCCCUACACAGUACAGUAGUGACACUGCAACUAAUGGUAUUAUUCAAAACAAUCUGCAAAGAACCAUCCCAACAGCACAUGAGAUGGAAGAGUUCUUUGCCUCUGCAGAGCACCAGCAACAGAUAUCAUUUAUGAACAAGUACAAUUAUGAUAUUGUAAACGACAAGCCUCUCAAUGGACAAUACGAAUGGGUUGAACUGGUUCUUUGAGGUUCUCGAGGAAUGCAGGUUGCCAUUGGCAAGAAAGUGGAGGGAAGAGGACGAAAGAUUCAAAAAUUGGGACAGCCCCAGUUGGAUUCAAGUGAAGGGAGAGAGAGAGAGAAACUAAAGGUAUGAUGAUACAAAACUAUCUAUUGUGUAUGCUGAGAGGCUGGAGAAUUGUAGACAUAAGUUUGAAAAAAAUGGCAGUGUCCUUUGUCCAAAUUAAGAAUGAGUGAAUAUUAUGCAAAGGGGUGGGGUGGGGGGGUACUUCUAAAGGGCACUGCUCACUUGCUAUCUGGGGUCCCAUUAAAGUCCAUUAUGAGCUCUGUCUUUUUAACUUUCCUCAUUUGCCUGCUUGGGAAAAGAGGAAUUUUCUCUCUUUUUGUUUUGUUUUGUUCUUAGAUGUUGGUUGAUUACAUAGGAUGCUAGUCUGGAGUUGCAAUGCAUAUUCAUUGUAUGUACCCUUUCAAGGCUAUAUCUAUAUCUUUCUUUCAUCAACAUUUAUUUUUCAGUUGUAAUGCUAUCUUUCUUACAGAUUUUCUUCUCAUUUCACUCU